This is a messenger RNA of Hylaeus volcanicus, 763 nucleotides long. RefSeq names its product 39S ribosomal protein L11, mitochondrial (gene mRpL11). The transcript is spliced from 3 exons. Gene Ontology annotation, molecular function: structural constituent of ribosome; large ribosomal subunit rRNA binding. The record is from RefSeq and is a predicted model, not a curated record. Gene Ontology annotation, cellular component: ribosome; mitochondrial large ribosomal subunit. Lineage: Eukaryota; Metazoa; Arthropoda; Insecta; Hymenoptera; Colletidae. Gene Ontology annotation, biological process: translation. The coding region runs from base 90 to 680 and encodes 196 amino acids.
CCACUCGAGUUCACUAUAGUCUGCUGUAAUCACUGUAUCCAAACUGAUCCAAACGAGUUCGAAUUAAUUCGAAAUUAAAAACUUGCAAAAUGUCGAAGAUGGUCUCAAAAGGAAGUAAGAUGAUGAACAAGGCGUUGCCGAAAGUAGAUCAUUCUUCAAAACUAUUUGUAGAAAUUCCUGCGGGAUUAGCAAAUCCUAAACCACCACUUGGAUCACAACUCGGACAGAGAAAUAUAAAUGUAGCAAAUUUUUGUCAAGAUUUUAAUAAAAAAACUGCUCAUAUAAAGGAGGGUAUACCCUUACCAACUCGUGUCGAAGUAAAAGCCGAUGGCACUUAUAAUUUAGUAAUCCACCACCCACCAGCAACGUAUUUCUUGAAACAGGCAGCUGGAAUAGAAAAGGGACAAAUGUGCAAAGAUGAAGUAGCAGGUAAAAUAACGUUCAAGCAUUUGUAUGAAAUUGCUUGCAUCAAAUCACAGGAUCCACCUUUAGCAUUAAUGACCUUAGAACAGGUCUGCUGUAUGCUUAUUGGUAUCGCUCGAACUUGUGGCAUUCAAGUUGUCCGUUCUCUAGAUCCAGUAGAACAUGCAGAAUUUAUGAAACUGAGGCAAGAAAAUGUCGAGAAAAUCAUAGAAGAAAGGCGAUUGACUAAAGAGACUAAAAUGCUUAGGACAGUUUAAACUGAUACAUUGAAUUAUUUACUUUGUUAACAUGAGUGUAAUAAAUAGAAGUAUCAUGGGAUAUAUUUAAGUUAGCUAUCAAA